Onychostoma macrolepis is the source of this 1312-nucleotide messenger RNA. It is a transcript of the gene swsap1, whose product is annotated as SWIM-type zinc finger 7 associated protein 1. Gene Ontology annotation, cellular component: Shu complex. Gene Ontology annotation, biological process: double-strand break repair via homologous recombination. The transcript has 2 exons. NCBI's taxonomy places the organism in Eukaryota, Metazoa, Chordata, Actinopteri, Cypriniformes, Cyprinidae. Gene Ontology annotation, molecular function: single-stranded DNA binding. The record is from RefSeq and is a predicted model, not a curated record. The coding region runs from base 151 to 978 and encodes 275 amino acids.
UCUUUACGAUAGCCAAUCAGAUGCGUCGUUCCAACAGUAGGCAGUGAGACGUCGAAGUUCGCGGGAGAAGAAGCAUGUUGCACAGUUGUACAGUGGCUGCAGAUAAGUCAUACUUACGUUAAAAUUGCAGUAAUUUGAAGGCAAAUUGUUAUGGCUGAUGUUUUAGGAGUCGUUUUCAGACGGUUCGCAACGGGAACUGUAACGAGUGAUGUAAUAGUUCCCCCUCACGCAGAAGGAAACACACUGGUUCUUGGGGAUGUAAAUAUCAGUAGAUCCGUGUUAUUUCUAGCAGCUGUGACAGCUGCCACAGAUCUGGGGCUCAAAGUGCUGUUUUUCACACAAACCCCUUUUCAGUCUCUGCCGGUGUCUUUGAGAGCUUCAAUACCUGGAUUAAAACUUGAGAGUCUGAAGAAUGUCAAGUUUGUGUAUGUGAAGACUUUGAAGGAGCUUGUUGAAGAUAUAGCAUCCCUUCAUGAGCUGGCGUCCCAAGCCGCAUCUGUUCCUUCUCUGAUUAUCGUGGACAGUCUGGAUCAUUUUUCGCACGGGUCUCGAGUUGGACCCCUACAGGACGACCUGAGCCCCGUGGCCCAUGUGGCGGCCCUCCUGCACGACACUGCUGCUUUUCUCUCCCAGAUCCUGCAGAACAGAGCAGACGGCCAGAGCCUGUGCAGAAUCAUGGUCUCUUUUCAGUCUGAAUGUGAAGGCAGUCGAGACAGUGAAGAGCUUCUCCUCUCUGUGCUGGACCGUUACCUGCAGGUGAGGUGCACGUUAGAGGAAGUGAAGCGUGACGAGGAGGCGGGGCUGAACGAGUGGCAGGUGUAUCUGUCAGUCAUGUGUCCUUCGCUGGUACAGCAGUGGCACAUGGUGCUGCGGGCAGGAGGUGCUCUGGAGUUCAGGCCAGUCUUUGGUGGAGAACAGCAGAUUGUGGACCAGCCAGAGAAAAGCAAACAGGAAAAUAAGAGAUGUGGAGACAGCUAAUAACAGUUCAUAUUACAAUACAACCUAUUUUGAUCAGAAAUAUGAAUGUUUAUUUGUGAUUUUGACAAAGGAAUGUAAGCUUUUCUUGACUAAAUACAGACAGUCAACCAUACUUGAAGAAUUUAUAUAGCAUUGAUGACAAUGUAAAAAAACUACAAUUUAAUGUAAAUUUAAAGUUUGCAGAUUUAAGUAUGAAACAAAUCUCUGCAUUUAUUUGUUGUACGUCUGCUUUACAUUUUAUUUACAGACUGUUAUUCGUUUCCUUUUGAUUACGUUGUUUUUUUUUCUGUUUAAACAAACUUUUGGUGACAUCUAAAUAGAUUAAAAACUUGAU